Messenger RNA from Neocloeon triangulifer, 667 nucleotides. It is a transcript of the gene Ubc6, whose product is annotated as ubiquitin-conjugating enzyme E2-17 kDa. Gene Ontology annotation, biological process: protein polyubiquitination; proteasome-mediated ubiquitin-dependent protein catabolic process; DNA repair. The transcript has 4 exons. Gene Ontology annotation, molecular function: ubiquitin conjugating enzyme activity. NCBI's taxonomy places the organism in Eukaryota, Metazoa, Arthropoda, Insecta, Ephemeroptera, Baetidae. The coding region runs from base 48 to 503 and encodes 151 amino acids. Gene Ontology annotation, cellular component: HULC complex. The record is from RefSeq and is a predicted model, not a curated record.
UUCUCCUUUGCGCACACCCCCCUAAAAAUCAGUGUCAGCUGCAAACAAUGUCAACUCCAGCGCGACGGCGUCUAAUGCGCGAUUUUAAAAGGUUACAGGAAGACCCUCCUCCGGGGGUGAGCGCCGCUCCGACGGACAACAAUAUCAUGCUGUGGAAUGCUGUGAUGUUCGGCCCGAGCGACACGCCGUUCGAGGACGGCACGUUCAAGCUGACAAUGGAGUUCAACGAGGAGUACCCGAACAAGCCCCCGACCGUGAAAUUCGUGUCGAAAAUGUUCCACCCGAAUGUCUACGCCGACGGCGGCAUCUGCCUCGACAUUCUGCAGAACAGGUGGAGUCCCACCUACGACGUUUCAGCAAUACUCACCUCUAUCCAGUCACUUUUGAGCGAUCCAAACCCAAAUUCGCCGGCAAACUCUAUGGCAGCACAACUCUACAAAGAAAACCGAAGAGAGUACGAGAAGCAGGUGAAGGCGUGCGUCGAGCAGACGUUCAUCGACUAAUUGCACUGUUUUCUCUCUCUUGGGGAAAAGUAUUCUGUCUGUUUCUCAGCACUAAGCACUCGUCAAAAUAUUUAUUAAAACCCGAUGAACCAAGAUAUGAAAGAAAGAUCAUGAUGAUUAAUAAAAUAAAUAUUAUGUGGAAUCCUAACAUUAUAAAAUUUCAA